AUGACAAUACGAGCCGCCCUCAUCGUCAACAACCACGGCAAGCCGCGCCUCACCAAGUUCUACACGCAGCUCCCAGCAUCGCGGCAGCAAGCAUUGAUCAAAGAGAUCUUCCGCCUUGUAUCGAAGCGCCCGGAUGGCGUCUGCAACUUUCUCGAUGCCACGGAGCUGACGGCCCUGCUGCCUCCGCCUCCAGACGCGGUGCGCUUCUCCUCCUCGCUCAACGCCUCUAUCGAGAAGUCUGAUGUCCGUACAAAGGCAGAAGACCAGCUCCGCGUAAUCUAUCGACACUACGCCACACUCUACUUCGUCUUCGUCGUCGACGCGAGCGAGAGCGAGCUAGGCAUCCUCGACCUCAUCCAGGUCUUCGUUGAGAGCCUCGAUCGAUGCUUCGAAAACGUCUGCGAGCUCGACCUCAUCUUUCACUUCGACGAGGUGCACGCUAUACUCAACGAGGUUAUUCAGGGCGGUCUGGUGGUCGAGACGAACAUCAACGAGAUCGUUGCGGCUGCACAGGCCACGGCGAAAGCGAGGAAGGCUAGCUUGGCCCAGAGCGCAGGCGGGAUAAGUGUGGGAGGCGCAGGACUGAGCACAGCAGGUUUGUCCAUACCGGGAACGGGAGGAGGAUCGAUACCUUGGCCAAGAGGCACUUUUGUCGUCGAUGCGAUAUCCAAUUUGGGCAAUCAGUAUCUUGGGCGGUCUUCUGGUCGUCGUUGA
Messenger RNA from Kalmanozyma brasiliensis GHG001, 714 nucleotides. RefSeq names its product AP complex, mu/sigma subunit. The record is from RefSeq and is a predicted model, not a curated record. Lineage: Eukaryota; Fungi; Basidiomycota; Ustilaginomycetes; Ustilaginales. Gene Ontology annotation, biological process: intracellular protein transport; Golgi to vacuole transport. Gene Ontology annotation, cellular component: membrane coat; AP-3 adaptor complex; intracellular membrane-bounded organelle. The coding region runs from base 1 to 714 and encodes 237 amino acids. The transcript has a single exon.